Molecule: messenger RNA, 1350 nt
Organism: Nicotiana tabacum (common tobacco)
Lineage: Eukaryota; Viridiplantae; Streptophyta; Magnoliopsida; Solanales; Solanaceae
Source: RefSeq, a predicted model, not a curated record
AUGGUUACUGUCAGAAGUGUGUUGUCUGUUGCUGCUUCAAGACACUGGUCUAUUCAUCAAAUGGAUGUUUACAAUGCUUUCUUGCAAGGAGAUCUAUUUGAGGAGGUGUAUAUGGAGGUACCUCAAGGUUUUAAUGGACCAAACGCUGAACUCAAAGUUUGCAAACUACUUAAGUCCCUCUCUGCAUCCUGUCCUAUGGAGCCAAACGUGAAGCUUACUACUGCUGAAUUUGACACCCAUAUAGAUACUUCUGAGGACACAUUAUUGACUGAUCCAUGGCCAUAUCAAAGGCUUUUGGGUAAGCUUCUUUAUUUGACUGUUACAAGACCAGAUAUUUCUUUUGUUGUCCAAAGUAUGAGCCAAUUCAUGCAUAGUCCUAAGGUCUCUCAUAUGGCAGCUGCACUCAAGGUGGUUAGAUGUAUCAAAAGUAGUUCUGGGCUGGGAGUUCUCUUGGCUGCUAAAUGUUCUGAAUCACUUUCAGCAUUUUGUGAUGCAGAUUGGGCUACAUGCCCCAACACACGAAAGUCAGUCACAGGCUAUUUCAUCAAGCUUGACUCUUCCUUAGUUUCUUGGAAAUCUAAGAAGCAGUCCACUAUCUCUAGAAGCUCAGCUGAAGCUGAAUAUCGCAACCUAGCAUCCAUUGUUGCAGAGAUUAUUCAACAUGGUCUUGUUUCUAUUCUCUACUGUCCUACAGCUGAGCAGGAAGCUGAUAUACUCAUAAAGGGACUUGGUCGCCUUCAACAUUCAUAUUUGCUGUUCAAGCUAGGUCUAAUCAACAUCUUUCCUAGUCCUAGCUUGAGGGGAACACUCACCGAUAUCGUGGCUGGAAGUGGCACUUCAAGUACAAGGCCUAGCUUACAAUUUCACCCUGGAAAAUCAACCUGUAACCCUGAUUGUUUAAAACCUUGUGCAUCUGGUGAGGGUUCUAGUGGAGGCCCUAAACAGGGCAUUGGCAGCCUUUGGCCCAAGCCUAUGGCAGGCGAUGAUAAGCAACAACAACAUGCAACCCAAUUUAGACCCACCAAUAAUCAACACCCUCAUCUCCCAAGCAUUCUAAUCAAUCCCCUUCUUCCUAGACCCAGUAACGAAGGACCCAACAACAUCUCUAGUAUUUGUGACUAUCGAACCCCAAUCCUAUCAAACUCUAUCACCUUCUGCUCCAGUAAAGAAGAACCAGUCGCACCACUAGGAAAUAUUACAAGGGAGAUCAACAAAGCUCUGGACCUUCUGAAAAGGAAAUGCCCACCGGAAAUGGAGGGAACACCCUACGACCCUCUACGCACAGACUCUCUUGUACGGGACUCAGUUAGAGCAAUCGAGUUCAGUGUAGAGAGAGCAAGGUCCUUGUGA